UUUAGAUAUCUUUGAUUAUUCUUUUAUCGGUGGAAACAUUUCUCCUCGAGGCCGAAGCGGCGAUGCUCGACCUCGAACGGAAGACGCCCAGCUAGAGAGUCAGAGAGCGCGGUGAGUGGCGAUGCAAGGUCACCUCCCUCACCACCACCAUCAUCACCACCUCCAACAACAGCUAGCCGCUCUACUCUCCGCCGCCCUUCCCCAGUCCUCCUCCUCCUCCUCCGCUGCCGCCCCCGGGGCCGUAAGCGAGGUCGCCGGUUCCUCACCUUCCUCGUCUCAGGCGACGCCUGAAGGGCAGAUCGAUAGAGCCGGUGACGAUUCACGGAUUGGUGCAAUUGAAUCCCUUCAGCGCAUCAUCCUUUAUCCUGCCAAUGGGAUCGUCAUCUCCCACUCAUCUCAUUUUCUUUCCCAGGGCUUGGGCCAACUUCUUUCUGACAAGUCUUUCACUGUGAGGCGAGCCGCUGCGAUUACCUAUGGAUCUCUUUGUUCUGUUCUGGUUUCAACUUCAGUUGGUUCAAAUAGUGUCCAAAAUCAUGGUCUGGCAUUGGCUGACAGAUUCAUGGCUUGGGCUCUCCCCCUUCUCGGUGACAACGGUGUUGCGAAUGGUUCUGAGCAAUUGGCAUUGGAGAGUCUCAAAGAGUUCCUUAAUGCUGGGGAUGCUAAUAGCAUUGAACCCUUUGUCCCGCUGAUCCUCAAAGCAUGUCAAGAGCUUCUUGAGGAUGAGAGGACCUCCCUUAGCUUACUCCAUAAGCUCCUUGGUCUUCUUACUUUGAUUUCUUUGAAAUUUGGGAACUGCUUCCAGCCACAUUUUGCUGACAUUGUUGACUUGCUUUUGGGGUGGGCUUUCAUGCCUGAUCUCUCUAAAUCUGGUAGAAUGAUAAUUAUGAAUAGUUUCUUGCAAUUCCAGAAGCACUGGCUGUGCAAUUUACCAUUUUCGCUAGGGUUGCUAUCAAAAUUUUUAGGCGACAUUGAAGUUCUUAUUCAGGAUAUCAGUACUGAAGUUGGCAGUCAGUUUGGGAGGUUGCUUGCUCUUUUUUCCUGUUUCUCAACAAUUCUACAAGUUAUAUCUUCAGCCAAGACAGAAAUUCACACACUUGAGGAGGUGAAAGAAACUUUGGAGAGCAUGGCUCCCCGAUUACUUAGGUGUAUGACAAUUUUUGGUAGGAAAUUUGGGUUGACAAAAUGGAUGGGAGAAUCUUGGAGAUGUUUGAUUCUUCUGGCAGAAAUUCUUGAAGAAAGGUUCUCUAACUCCUAUCCAAUCACUGUUGAUAUUUUUUUCCAAAGUUUGAUAAACAUUCCAUCCUUGCAGGUUAAUGCAUUGAUUAAGACUAAUUUGCAACUGUUAUCUAGACAAAAGUUGGCAUUAGUUCCUUCCUCUGUGAGGACUCUAUUAGGAUUUUUUUCCCCAUUUUCUCAGUUGCGCCUGCAUCCAAAUCACCUUGUAGUUGCAAGCUGUGCUUCAACUUACCUUUUUUUCCUUCAACAUGGGGCUGAUGCUGUUGUUAUUGAAGCUAUUACCUUAUUGAUUGAAGAGUUAGAGUUGUCAAAAAUUAUGCUUGGAAAAAUUAAAGGGUAUUUUGGUGAUACCAAUGAGCUUUUGUUGAAUUUUCUCCCAGACGACCAAGUGAAACUAGAAUUAGGUUCUAGCAAGGCCUAUUCGGAAACUGAAUUGAUUUCCUUAAUAAAGUUUGAUCUAAAUGCAUUGUUAAGCUCUGUUGCUCGUUGUUCUUCUGAGAUUUUGGAAGAUCAGGUUGUCAUCAACACACAUAGAUAUGAGCGAUCAAAGAAGCUAGCGUCUUUGGUUUUAGAGAAGCUCAAUCCUUUUGAAUCUCCCUUUGAAAGUUUCUCUGAGUUGCAAUUCCUUAUUAUUAAAAUAUUGAAAAAGUUAAGUGAGGCUGAGAUUUCAAGUAAAUUUACAAUUUUGCAAGCUUCUUCGGAGAAGGAAUCUAGUAAUUCUGAUGAAAAUUUUCAAAUAAGCCAUCAAGCAAAGAAGGAUGCUGUUACUGAAUAUAAAAAGAAAUAUACUAACUGCAUUGUUAGGGCACUUGGCAUUAAUUUGCCUCUUUCUGUGAAGCUGGAAGCCCUUGACUGGAUCAGCUCAUUUAGCUGGAUGGUUGCAACUAUGGAUAAGAAUUCAUGCAUAUUGUUAUCAAUAUAUGAUCCGUAUGCAAAUGAUAGUGUUGAUAGUGAUUUACUUGAUGUAAUUUUUGAUGCAGCAUAUGUGAGGGAAUCUAAGGUGAGAUCUCUUGUGGCAUCUGUCUUGGAAGUUCUUCUAUUGGCAAGGCUAAUUGAUCAUGCAUAUUUUCACGUUGUCUCAGAGCUUGUGCUGGAUAAACUUGGUGAUCCAGAUGUAUCUGUCAAAAAUGCAUUUGCCAGAAUACUUCCUGUUGUGCUACCUUUGACAAUAUAUUCGUGUGGUCUGAAUGGUAGAACUAGGUUUUAUGAUUUGCUAAUGAAUUCUACCAUCAAGAACUAUAACUUGGCUUGGAAGAGUGUAUUUGCCUUGAAGCAUUCUUCAAGAAAACUACAUUCGCAUCAAUUUGUCUCAAUUAUGAGUUACAUAUCACAGAGAUGGAAGGUGCCUCUAUCUUCUUGGAUCCAAAGAUUAAUAUUUAGUUGUGACUGUAAAAAAGAGCUACUUUCUAGUAAGGAGGAAAGAGACAGAGAGCCUCUUGAUGGUGACACAUGGAAUCACAGCAAGGCUGAAGAAUCUGUAUUUGAUAAAAUAUGCCCAGUCAAUAACAUAGCUGCUGUUUGGUGGGCAAUCCAUGAAGCUGCUAGACAUUGCGUUGCUCUUCGUCUACGAACUAACCUCGGUGGUCCCACCCAGACUUUUGCUGAUUUAGAGCGUAUGCUUUUAGACAUACCUAAUGUACUUUUGCUAGAUGCAGAACAAAGUGACAGCAAGUACAUAGCACAAUCCAAUGCUCACCUGCUAACAAUGCGUUUGCUUCUGGAUUUUGUUGAAGCUUUGAAGAAAAAUGUUUACAAUGCCUAUGAAGGUUCUUUCAUUUUUCCUCCAUGUACUCGGCAAAGUUCCAUAUUCUUCCGAGCAAAUAAGAAAGUUUGUGAGGAAUGGUUUUCCCGAAUAUGUGAACCUAUGAUGAAUUCUGGGCUGGCAUUGCAUUGCCAUGAUGCUACUAUCCAAUACUGCUUCUUGCGGUUGCAGGAUCUCAGAAAUUUAUCUGUGUCAGCCUUGUUGGAGAAACCUCGAGGGUCUUCACUAUCUGAAAGUGUUCAUAUCCGAAACAGAAUCACAGGAGAUGUCUUGAAGGUUGUCCGUUAUGCAUCAUUGGCCUUGUGUAGGAAUUAUGAACCAGAGGCUUUGAGUGGCCUCCAGAAAUGGGUUGCAGUACAAUUUUCUACCUUGUUUAAAGAAGACAAACAGAUUAUUCAAGGUGUAACUGGAACCUUUGGGUACUUAUCAUGGAUAACUGGACUCGUGUAUCAAUCUCAAGGUCAGUAUGAAAAGGCAGCUGCAUUUUUCUCUCACAUGCUUCAGUCUGAAGUUGCAUUAACUCUUUUAGGUUCUGAUGGUAUACAGUUUAUUAUUUCACGUGUAAUUGAGUGUUAUACAUCAGUCUCUGAUUGGAAUUCUCUAGAAAACUGGCUCACUGAAUUACAGUCACUUCGUGCUAUGCAUGCUGGGAAAGCUUAUUCUGGAGCCCUAACUACAGCUGGUAAUGAAGUUAAUGCUGUUCAUGCCUUGGCACGUUUUGAUCUUGGAGAUUUUCAAGCAGCUUGGUCCUAUCUAGAUUUGACACCGAAAAGUAGCUGUGAGAUUGCUCUUGAUCCUAAGAUUGCUUUAGAGAGGAGUGAACAGAUGCUUCUGAGAUCCAUGCUUAAAGGGGAUGGAUCAGUUCAUAAAUUCAAGGAAGAACUAGAAAAGGCAAAGUUGAUGCUGGAUGAAGCAUUGUCUGUUGUUCCUCUUGAUGGAUUGCCUCAGGCGGCAGCUUGUGCCAUCCAACUUCAUUGCAUCCAUGUUUUUGAAGAAGGUAUAAGAUCAAAUAGCCAAGAUCAUGAAAAAAAACUGCCAUCAGUUUUGGAGUCCUUUCAUCAAGUUCUUUCCUCUCCAAUCAGCAGAGUUUAUCAAGAUUGUGGUUUGUGGAUCAAAGUUUUUAGAAUUUACCGAACUCUGAUGCCAACUUCUUUAACUACACUGCUUCUCUGUCAGCAGCUGAUUGCUGUGGGUCGAAAGAAGAACAACUUUAUGUUAGCAGACCGCAUGAUUCAAUACCUUAAAGAUCAUAUUUGGAUGAGUUCUAAAGGGAUACAUACCGAUCUUGCUCUGACUAUGCAGUAUGAAGAUAUCUUACUCAAUUAUGCAAAAGACAAUCAUGAAAUGGCUAUGUUGGAUAUGUGUUCUUUGAUCAGCAGUGAUGCAUUGUCUGCCUCAGCGAUAUCUUCGGAAACAUGUAGGAUUCUAAGGGCCAAGGCAUGUUUGAAACUCUCAAAUUGGCUACGACAAGGUUCCCCUAAUCAUGAUUUCAAAAAUGUUCUGAAAAUACAUCAAUUACUGCUUACUAAUAGCGAAUGCACAUUAUUUAUGCGAACUGAUUUGACUGACAGUGGCAUAAACCCUGAGUGGGAUUAUAAUAAAGUUAUUGAUGAGUUAGUUGGUGCAACCAGAAAAAUGUCAUGUAAUAUCUGUCCCACUAUGGGUAAGGCCUGGCUCUCUUAUGCUUCUUGGUGUUUUCAACAAGCUGAGGGUUCCCCUCUGGUCAAUGAGACGGUUCUUCAAUCCUGUUCUUUGUCUCCUGUUCUUUGUCCAGAAAUUUCUCCAUAUAGAUGCAAAAUGACUGAAGUGGAAAUAUGCAAGGUAGAAGCUACAGUUAGGAGGUUUCUCAGUGAUAUUAAUACAUAUUCUGCUAAUGAUUUGGAUGAAGAAAGAUCAAACUUCUCUAAUCUCCAAGAAAAAGAAGCUCAUAUAAGUUCAUUGGUUGAGCAAGCCAUAUAUAUAAUGCAGGCUGCAGCUGGAGCACCUGGAUCUGAGUCAUAUAAUGCUGAAUGCCCUUCUGCUGCUGUAUCUUCUCGGCUGCAAGUGCUUUUUCUUGAUAAAAAUGGUGGGAUGAGGAAACAUGAUGCCUUGCCUUUGAUCAAUGAGUUGGUCAGCAUUUGGUGGUCUGUGAGGGAAAGGCAGACCUCAUUAUAUGGGCAUGCUGCACAUUGCUAUUUGAAGUACCUUUCAUAUUCUUCCAAAUAUUUAGCCUUUUCUCCUAACAAUGUUCUAAAUAACGAAAAGAAGAAGAGCUGCACCCUUAGGGCAAUGCUCUAUGUCCUUCACAUUGUUAUGAAUUACGGAUAUGAAUUAAGGGAGACUUUACCACAUGACCUUGCUAUAGUUCCUCUGUCUCCAUUGCAGGAAGUCAUUCCUCAACUCUUUGCUCGUUUAAGUUCUCAUCCGAAACAACAUGUUCGAAAGCAAUUGGAGGGACUUUUAAUGAUGCUAGCAAAGUCAUGUCCUUGGUCUAUAGUAUACCCCACACUAGUUGAUAUGAAUGCUAAUGAAGGACAACCACUGGAGGAGUUGCAACAGAUACACGACUGCUUGUUUAAGCUUUAUCCAAAAUUAGUUCAAGACGUUCAGCUAGUAAUAAAUGAGAUGGGGAUGAUAACUAUUUUGUGGGAGGAGCUUUGGUUGAGCACACUUCAGGAUCUUCAUACAGAUGUAAUACGGCGCAUCAAUACGUUAAAAGUGGAAGCAGCAAGAGUUGCUGAGAAUCCAACACUCAGUGAUGCUGAAAAGAACAAGAUAAAUGCAGCUAAAUACUCAGCUAUGAUGGCUCCAGUCGUUGUGGCACUAGAGCGCCGUUUGACAUCAACAUCUCGUGAACCAAGAACAUCUAACGAGCUUUGGUUCCGCCAAGAGUACUUUGAGCAACUGAAAUCAGCCACAUUAAAUUUCAAAACUCCCCCUAAAUCUUCAACAGCUCUAGGUGAUGUUUGGCGACCUUUUGAUACUAUCGCCACAUCUUUAGCAACUCAUCAUCGGAAAUCAUGUGUAUCUUUAAUUGAUGUGGCUCCGUGUCUGGCAUCUCUUAUGUCUUCUGAUGUUCCAAUGCCUGGUUUUGAGAAGCAAAUAUCAAUGUUUGAUACCUCAGGAAGCUCUACAAUUGACAAUGCAGGAAUUAUUACAAUUUGUUCCUUUGGUGAACAGGUAACAAUUUUAUCAACCAAAACAAAACCUAAGAAGCUGAUUUUAAAAGGUUCAGAUGGUCAAAUGUACACUUAUCUUCUUAAAGGGCGUGAGGAUCUACGUCUGGAUGCCCGAAUCAUGCAGUUAUUACAGGCGAUUAAUAAUUGUUUGUCAUCCUGUGAUGAUACUCGUGGUCGUGAACUCACUAUUCGUUAUUACUCUGUAACUCCUAUUAGUGGCCGUGCAGGAUUAAUCCAGUGGAUAGAUAAUAUAACCAGCAUAUAUAGUGUUUACAAGACAUGGCAGAUAAACACUCAGAUGACUCAGAUUUCUGCAGCUGAUGCUGUCAAUGUAAGCAAUUUACCGGCUGUUCCUCGCCCUAGUGAUAUGUUCUAUGGAAAAAUUAUACCUGCACUCAAAGAAAAAGGAAUAAGAAGAGUAAUCUCACGAAGGGAUUGGCCUCUUGAAGUGAAAAGAAAGGUCUUUUUGGAGCUUACAAAAGAGACUCCAAAACAACUAUUAUGGCAGGAAUUAUGGUGUGCCAGUGAGGGUUUCAAAGCAUUUAGUACAAAGGCUAAAAGGUUCUCUGGAAGCAUUGCAGCCAUGAGUAUAGUUGGCUACAUUCUAGGUCUUGGGGAUAGACAUUUGGAUAAUGUUCUUAUGGACUUUUCCAGUGGAGAAAUUGUCCAUAUAGAUUAUAAUGUAUGUUUCGACAAGGGGAGGAGGUUAAAGGUUCCUGAGAUUGUCCCUUUUCGCCUUACUCAGAUAAUUGAAACUGCUUUAGGGUUGACUGGCACAGAAGGUGCCUUCAGGUCUAACUGUGAGGCUGUCCUGAAGGUUCUCCAGAAGAACAAAGAUAUAAUACUAAUGUUACUGGAAGUUUUUAUUUGGGACCCAUUGGUAGAGUGGACACGGGGAGAUAUCCAUGAUGAAGCUGCAAUAGGUGGUGAAGAAAAAAAGGGAAUGGAGAUGGCUGUCAGCCUUAGUCUGUUUGCCUCAAGGGUUCAAGAGAUGCGUGUUCCUCUGCAGGAGCAUCAUGAUCAUAUGGUGGCUACUUUACCAUUUGUUGAAUCAGCUCUGAAGGCAUUCUUGGACUCAUUAAAUCAAUAUGAAGUAAUAUCUACCGUCUUUUAUCAUGCUGACAAAGAGAGAAAGAGUCUCAUGCAGCGUGAGGCAUCUACAAAGUUAGUGGUCACUGAAGCCACUUCUAUAUGUGAAAAAUCCAGGACAACUUUUGAAGUCCAGGCCCAUGAAUUUGCUCAAGCAAAAGCUAUGGCUGCUGAGAAAGCCCAAGAGGCAUCUCUCUGGAUUGAUCAGCAUGGAGGGGUGCUUGAUGCUCUCGGAAGUGGCACGAUUCCAGAUGCAAACAGUCUAUUAAUGGUACGUGGCACAGAAGAGUCAUUAUCUCUUGUUUCUGCUGUUGUCAUCUCUGGAGUUCCACUAACAAUUGUUCCAGAGCCAACACAAGCACAAUGUUUUGAUUUGGAUAAGGAAGUUUCCCAUCUAAUCGAUGAGUUAGACAGUGGACUUUCUUGUGCAAUUGAAGCGCUAAAUGAGUAUGCAUUGGCAUUGAAGAAAGUUCUCCCUCUUAGCUACAUUGCAAGCAGCCCAGUGCAUGGUUGGGCACAAGUGCUGCAGUUGUCAGUAAACAGCCUGUCAUCUGAAGCCCUUUUACUUUCUAAUAAUCACGCGGCUGAGCUUAUUGCCAAGAGCAAAGGGGAAGGGUUUGAUUCUGUUAGACAGCAGCAUCAAGAACUCCUUCAUAAAGUGGAAAUAUAUGCUAUAGAGAUAGAAAAAAAUGCUGCUGAGCGUUCAGUACUCAUGGAAUCAAUUGGGGCAGAUACUGCAGCAAAUUCAAAGGAGCGCCUUCUGUCGUCCUUCACAAAGUUUAUGCAGGCUGUCAGUUUCCAAAGGAAUGAAGAUGAUAAGUUCAAAACUCUUCCAGGACAAAGCAAAUGUGAUGGAUCAAAAGUUGCUAAAUCUCAGGAGGAUCUUGAUGAGAAGAAAAUGAAGGCAUUUUCUGUUCUAUGUGUGGCUGUGAUUGAUUUAUAUAAGGAUAUCAAAACAAAUAUGACUUAUUUCUCUGAUAGAUUCACUGAAAGGAGAACUGCAGAAAUUGGUUCACAAGCUGACACUGGAACUGCUUUUAUCAGAUUCGAGGAGCAGAUUGAGAAAAGCGUACUGGUAGCAGGCUUUGUUAGUGAAGUUCAAGAACUCAUUCAAAUUGUUUUACCAUUUACUGAUAUUACCGUGGAAAACACAACUGUAGCAUUUUCACAAAACUGGGCUUCUAUUUUUCAGGCCUGUGUGCGAUCAAGUAAUCAGUUGCUUGAACAAAUUACCGGAACUCUUCUUCCAGAGAUUAUUAGAUCUGCUGUCACCUACAAUUCAGAAACAAUGGAGGCUUUUGGAUUACUUUCUCAGAUCCGUGGUUCCAUUGAUACAUCACUAGAGAAGCUUCUUGAGGUUGAACUGGAGAGGGCAUCCUUGUUGGAGCUAGAAAAGAGUUAUUUUAUGAAGGUUGGACUAAUUACAGAGCAGCAGUUAGCUCUUGGAGAGGCAGCUCUAAGUGGGCGUGAUAAUUUGUCCUGGGAAGAAGCUGAAGAGAUAGCCUCUCAGGAAGAAGCUUGUAGGUCACAGUUAGACCAACUUCAUCAAAGUUGGAACCAAAAAGAUACACAGAGUUCCUCUCUUAAAAGGCGGGAAGUCAAUAUUAUAAAUUCCUUGAGUUCUUCCCAGCAGUACUUUACAUCUUUGAUGAACACUGAAGAGGAAGGUUAUCUGCAUGCUAGAAGAAGCAAAGCUCUUUUGGCUGCACUUGAAAAGCCCUUUGCUGAGCUUGAAUCAGUCAAUCAUGAUCUGGUUUCACAUGGUACAAUUCCCAUAAAUUCAGAUGGUUCCACCUACAAGCUAACUGAUUCUGUGACAUCUGGCUCGGCAAUAUCUGAAUCGGUGUGGGAUUUUACAUUCUUGUUGAGGGAUCAUGCUUUUUUUAUUUGGAAAAUUAGUAUUAUGGACUCAAUUCUGGACAUGUGCUUUCAUGAGAUUUCAUCUUCACUCGACAGUAAUGUUGGUUUUGAUCAACUUUAUAAAUCUCUAAAAAAGAAGCUAGAGAUUCAUUUGCAGGAUCGUAUUUAUCGUUAUCUAAUUGGAAGAGUUGCACCUGCUUUUGUGACAGAAUUAACUAAACAGACUGAACAUUUGCAGCACAUGGUGGAAGCAAGAAGAGAAUUUGUGUUUGAUCAAGCAAAGAAAGAUUCAGGAUCUGUAAGAAAAAUUAGCCUCAUGCUCGAGCAAUACUGCGACGCACAUGAGACUACUAGGGCUGCCCAGUCAGCAGUUUCUCUCAUGACAAGACAGGAGAAUGAGCUAACUGAGGCUCUUGCAGAGACUGUUCUUGAAAUUGUACAAAUGGAAUGGCUUCAUGAUUUGUCAUCACCAUAUCUAUUGAAAACCAAGGUUUCUUCUGAAAAGUUUCUUGGUGCUGAUAAAUUGUAUCCAUUAGUUUUAGAUAUUAACCGGCCAAAAUUAUUGGAAAAGCUACAGUCUUCUAUGUCCUUAGUAGCACGAUCAGUAGAAUGCUUACAAGCUUGUGAAAGGACAUCAGCAUCUGCUGAAGGGCAGCUGGAGAGAGCCAUGGCAUGGGCUUGUGCUGGUUCAACAGCUGUUGGAACUGGCUCUACGUCCAAGAUUUCAGGAAUUCCUGCAGAGUUCCAUGAUCAUCUAAUACGCAGAAGACAAUUGCUUUGGGCGGUUCAAGAACAGGCAAGUGAUAUUAUAAAGAUCUGCAAUUCUGUGAUGGAGUUUGAAGCAUCAAGAGAUGGACUUUUCUGGAUACCCGGUGAAAAAACUUCUGGGCGGACAACUGCAGAUGGAAGGACCUGGCAGCAAGCUUACUUGAAUACGCUGACCAGAUUAGAUGUUUGUUACCAUUCUUUUAACUGUGCCGAACAAGAAUGGAAGAUGGCUGAAAGUAACAUGGAAGCUUCUGCUAAUGCCUUGUUUGCUGCAACCAGUGAGCUCCACAUUACCUCUGUAAAGGCAAAUUCUGCUUCAGAUGACCUGCAUAAGAUUGUUGCUGUUAUGAUUGAGCACGCAAUUGGGGCAAAUGCAGCUUUAUCUUCGUUUAUCCAUAUUUCCAGAAGCCAUACUGCUUUGACAUCUGAAUGUGGUUCCAUGUUGGAGGAGGUCUUGGCUAUUACUGAAGGUUUGGAGGAUGUUUAUAUCUUGGGGAAGGAGGCGGCUACAGCACACGGUGCUCUUAUGGCAGAUCUUUCUAAGGCACACUCAAUCAUUUUUCCUCUUGAAGCUUCACUUUCAGCUGAUUUGGCUGCUGUGGCUGAUACAUCAUUCAAAGAUAAGGAAAAUAAUAAAGAGAUAUCUCUUGUUCGUGGGCAAUCACUGUACCAAACUUAUAUUUUCAGACUUCGUGAAGCUUAUCAAUCUUUGGCUCCUUUGGUUCUUUCAUUAACCAACUAUGUAAAGGAGCUUCAUUCCACACUAACCAAACUUGCACGUGUUUCCAAUCUUCAUGCAGGAAAUCUUCAUCAAGCUCUUGAAGGUCUUGGAGAGAGUCAAAUCUCAAGAUCUCAAAAUCUUGCUAUAUCUGGUUCUGAACCCUCAAAUAAUGUGAUUUUAUUAAAUGAGAGUGGAGGGUUUCUUGAGAGUAGUGGAGAAAUUGUUGAGAACUUAGUUACAAAUGUCGGAUUCCUCCAUGAUGAAGGAUGGAUAUCUGCGCCAGAUCACACAUACACCAGUAGCGAAGGCUCCACUAUCAUCUUAAGUGGAAGUAGCACCUUUGAGAAGUCAGACCAUGUGGAACAGUGCUUUGGUAGCAAUACUACUGGAGAGGAUACCAGCAUUAGUAUCUCUGAUAAAAUUACUGAGGGAUUUGAAACCAUAUCUGUUGAUUCUGAGAAUCAACAGUCUAAAUAUAUAUCACAGGAUGUUGCCAUUGGUUUGUCUUCAAUAGCACCAUCAGACCUAGGUGAAAGCAUACAAACCCUGUCUUUAUCUACUAAAACAGUACUUGAGAACUUGCGAAUUUCAUCUGAGAUAGGGAAGGGAAAAUCUGAAGUAGUGAAAGAUUUGAUGGGUGAUAAUGAAGAUUACUCCAAGCUGGUCGAUGAACGAGGUGAAAUUCUUGUUGAUUCUUCAUGCCCUGAUGUUGCAAACCAGAAAACAAGGGGUAAGAACGCUUAUGCUCUGACAGUCUUGAAGCAAGUUGAAUUAAAAAUAGAUGGAAGGAGUAUUGAUGACAGGUCUUCAGAAGUUUCAGAACAAGUAGAUUACCUUAUUAAGCAAGCAACAAGCAUUGACAACUUGUGUAACAUGUAUGAAGGUUGGACACCAUGGAUAUGAUCAUCUGAGCAUGUUAUUUGAUUAUAUACUAAGAGUCGUCUUCCUGUAAUAGCAAGGAGAAAAGGCCAAUAAACUGAAGAGCAUAAUUUUCUGCUAACUUUCUGGUCAGCUAAGGGGCUAUUCAAUUUCAAGGUUCCAUGCUUAAAUGGCCAAGCAAUUGGGAUUCAACCAUCGCCCUUUCAAGGUUCCAUGCUGAAACUAAGAGGUACCACGUCACAACCUUUCAGUGUGCCAUUUAAAAUGCAAUAUGCAAACGCACAAAAAAGGUUCCUACAAGUUGCUGAAUCCCAAGUACCCUUAUCCGAUGAACCUGCUAUGAAAACUGAUAAGCUUCAACUCUCUUGGAGGGACCUCUCUACUGCAUUAUGUGAUGCCUGUGUUCGUGCUGUGGUCUCCACUGGUUAUCUAGAGCUGAGUCCUAGCACGGAUGGUUGAAUUAGCAGUGCUGUAAAAGAAAGUUCUUGUCGCAUUUUCAAAGAAGUUUCAACCCAGCUAGAUGCAGCAAACCGUGAAAACUGAAUCUUUUCAGUUUGAUGAAGUUAAAUCAGGCAUGACGGGUUACAUUCAACCGUCUUUGCUUGUGUCUUGAACUGAGGCUGCUGUUUUCCAAAUUUGGUGUCUGUUUCAGUUCUCAGUUUGGAGUGGGUGAUUAAGCAUACCGAUGAGCAUCCAUGUUAAACAAUUAAAAGGAUAAAUUUAUGUAGUUGUCAUGAUAGGAAUUGGAUUGUCUAGUUUCAAAUAAUGUUUGUCAAUUGCGAUAUCACCAAAUUUUGAACCUAUGUUCAUGUAUCGAAUGCCGAAUUCAAGAAAAGUAUGUCUCUCUCAUGAAGAUACCUCAUUAAUCAAUUGCUUAUUCU
Zingiber officinale is the source of this 12354-nucleotide messenger RNA. RefSeq names its product serine/threonine-protein kinase SMG1-like. Bases 122 to 11497 code for a protein of 3791 amino acids. NCBI's taxonomy places the organism in Eukaryota, Viridiplantae, Streptophyta, Magnoliopsida, Zingiberales, Zingiberaceae. Gene Ontology annotation, biological process: nuclear-transcribed mRNA catabolic process, nonsense-mediated decay; phosphorylation. The transcript has 17 exons. Gene Ontology annotation, cellular component: nucleus. Gene Ontology annotation, molecular function: protein binding; protein serine/threonine kinase activity. The record is from RefSeq and is a predicted model, not a curated record.